UUUUUUUUUUACUUUAUGAGACUUUAUGUCAACUUAUUAUUUUUGUGCACGCCCGAGAUUUCGGUGAUCGAUCGUGGGUUGGAACUCGUCACUUCUUGGAAGUGGUCGGUGACUGUGCAUCUGUCAAGAACAUAUGAUACAAAUUAUACAUGUACUAAGUCGGAAGACAGAAUGCUGUCCUUGCUUGUCUCCUUAAGCCUCCUCAGCGUCGGUGUGUAUUGCUACCCAAACGGAGCACCGACGGGCUCAUGUGGGUCAAUGAUCCCCGGUCAUAACGCUGCCGUCCAAACGGGGGCGUCGCCAUACAGAGUUACCAUGAAUACCACAAGUUACGAUGCCGGUGACGUCAUCGAAGUGACUGUAUCCGGAGGGACCUACCGAGGAGUCUUCGUCCAGGCACGUCCCGCAAACUGUUCAACUGUUACUUUCCCGACCUUUUCACUGAUGUCCGAAGAAACAAAUCUCCAGACUCUGAGCUGUAAUGGUGUGGCCAAUAGUGCUAUUACUCAUACCAACAAAAACGACAAAACACAGUCAGUGUUUUACUGGUCUCCUGCAGCCAAUUUAGGUCACGUGUACUUCCGUGCCACUUUUGUACAAACGUUCAACACUUACUGGGUUGGUAUCGUGUCCCCUGUGUUGCGUGACAGCAGCUCCUCGGAUCCGGUUCCAAAUCCUAUUUGCCAGAACGGUGGAAAUAACGGUUCUAAUGGAGGGGAGACUCUAAAGUCCACUUUGUCAUCAAUAGCCAUCAUUUUGGCGGCGUUAUUGUUCACUGUAUGAUAUAUAUAUAUAUCAAUCGUUGGAUUAGUACUACAUAUUAAACUUUAUGAAGAAAAAUGUUUUAGAAUAAACCCAGAGAAAUGUAAGAUAUAGGGUUUUUUUGUCGUGUAUUUACUGCUACUUUCCAAAGGUAAUUAAUUUAUGGAAAUUACUCUGAAAUUUGUCAUGGUACUGUGUAUAUAGGGGAAGUUAGUAUCAGCGGUACUGACGUAUGAAGAUGGACGAGUCCGUCAGAUCUGAAAUGUGUAAUACUGUAAUACUAUUUCUUUAAAGUUUAUAAUUUUUCUUACUUUGAUAAUAAAAAAUGAAAGUAUAAUGCAUCAAA
Ostrea edulis (European flat oyster) is the source of this 1108-nucleotide messenger RNA. RefSeq names its product putative defense protein 2. Gene Ontology annotation, molecular function: oxidoreductase activity, acting on metal ions. The coding region runs from base 16 to 783 and encodes 255 amino acids. The record is from RefSeq and is a predicted model, not a curated record. The transcript is spliced from 5 exons. NCBI's taxonomy places the organism in Eukaryota, Metazoa, Mollusca, Bivalvia, Ostreida, Ostreidae.